Molecule: messenger RNA, 2150 nt
Organism: Raphanus sativus (radish)
Lineage: Eukaryota; Viridiplantae; Streptophyta; Magnoliopsida; Brassicales; Brassicaceae
Product: serine/threonine-protein kinase WNK2-like
Exons: 7
Coding region: 501-1952 (483 amino acids)
Biological process (GO): protein phosphorylation; intracellular signal transduction
Cellular component (GO): cytoplasm
Molecular function (GO): ATP binding; protein serine/threonine kinase activity
Source: RefSeq, a predicted model, not a curated record
UGGGCAAAAAAGACAACUUGUUUCAUUAUAUUCUUGUUUUAAAAAAUCAAAUCUUUUCUUCUUCUACCAUCUCCACAAACUCCAAUAUCUCUAGUUCAAGAAUAAAUAAAACCCACAAAACUAAACUAAAACUACAGAAAAAUAAUAAGAAGAAGAAGAAGAAGAAGAAGAGGCAUGAAUGGUGAAGAAAGCUUCGUUGAAGAUUGCUCUGAGUUUGUUGAACUUGAUCCUUCUGGAAGAUAUGGAAGAGUAUGAUUCUUUUUUUUUUUUGUAACACGAAGAUACGACGAAGUACUUGGCAAAGGUGCUUCGAAGACAGUGUAAUCACAUUCAUCUUCUCUCUCUGUCUUCCUCUCUAGUAUAGAGCGUUUGAUGAGUACGAAGGUAUAGAAGUGGCAUGGAACCAAGUAAAGCUUAGGAACUUCACUAGGAAUCCUGAGGAACUAGAGAAAUUCUUUAGAGAGAUUCAUCUGCUCAAGACUUUGAAUCAUCAAAACAUCAUGAAGUUCUACACUUCUUGGGUUGAUACCAACAACUUGUCAAUCAACUUUGUCACUGAACUCUUCACCUCUGGUACUCUCAGACAGUAUAGGUUGAGACAUAGAAGAGUGAAUAUAAAAGCAGUGAAGCAAUGGUGCAAACAGAUUCUAAAAGGGCUUCUCUAUCUUCAUAGCUGUUCUCCUCCAAUCAUCCAUAGAGAUCUCAAAUGUGACAACAUCUUUAUCAAUGGUAACCAAGGUGAAGUCAAGAUAGGUGACCUUGGCCUCGCUGCCAUUCUUCGUAAAUCACAUGCCGUUCGCUGUGUUGGAACCCCUGAGUUCAUGGCUCCUGAAGUGUAUGAUGAGGAAUACAAUGAGCUGGUUGAUGUAUAUGCUUUCGGAAUGUGCGUGCUAGAGAUGGUCACAUUUGAUUACCCUUACAGUGAAUGCACUCACCCUGCUCAAAUCUACAAAAAAGUUACCUCGGGGAAAAAGCCUGAAGCCUUUUACCUAGUAAAGGACCCUGAGGUACGCGAGUUUGUUGAGAAGUGUUUAGCUACUGUGACGUCUAGACACACUGCAUUGGAGCUUUUACAAGACACUUUCCUACGAGAUGAUGUGGAUGAGUUUGACAUGAGACCUACUGAUUACUACAACGGUUACGAUGAAACUGGUGUGUUCCUUAGACAGCCUCUCAUCGAUCCUCCUCUUUACCAAGAUGAUCAGAUAUGUGAGAUCGAUCUUUUCGCUCAAGAUGAUGAGGAAGAUCCAGACCAUGUUGAUAUUUCGAUUAAAGGGAAGAGAAACGGUAGUGAUGGGAUCUUCUUGAGGCUAAGAAUCUCUGACGCAGAAGGAAGGAUAAGGAACAUUUACUUCCCUUUUGAGACAGAGACUGACACAGCGUGGAGUGUAGCAGAAGAGAUGGUGUCUGAACUCGACAUAACGAAUCAAGAUGUCGAGAAAAUCGCGGAGAUGAUCGAUGCGGAGAUAGCUGCAUUGGUUCCUGGUUGGAAGAAGGUUAAUAACAACAGGAACAAGGGAGGAGAGAAGUCGCACCAUAACCAUCAUCAGUUGGAAUGUUCAGAGGACAGAAGCUGUUCUUCGGUUCACGGAAGGUUCGAGGAGAUAAGUUACCAAGUGGAAGGACAACAAGAACAAGACGGAAGUGGUGAUGUUGUUGUCUCUGGAGAAGGUAAUAAGAAUAACAGGAUUCAUUACGCGGAUAUUUGGGGUCUGAGAGACUCACGUUCUGAUGGUGGAGAAGAAGAAGAGAGCUCGUUGAAGGUGGUGGAAGGAGAGUGGGUGUCGGAGAACGAGAUAAGGAGAAAGUUGAGAUGGCUUAAGGCAAGGCAUAAGAGGGUUAGAGAUCAUCAAACGAUCUGUGAGAAACAACCAGCGGAGAUGGGAAGUUCAGGUUCACUGCCUCUUCUUUAUAGGGCGGUCUCACUUCCCGUUGACGCCGUGGAUAUAUGAGAUUUACAACACUUCUAAAUUUUGUUAUUAAUCUUUCGUUACAACCAAGAAGAGUCUAUAAACUUGUUUCAGAAAAUGGUAACUAAAACCGGUUCGAUAAAUCAUAAUAAAUAAAACCGGUUCGAUAAAUCAUAAUAAAUAAAACCGGUUAAAUGAUUUGUCUAAAAACCGGAUCAAUUUUAUGUUUUCUUCCUCGCU